Trichomonas vaginalis G3 is the source of this 1203-nucleotide messenger RNA. Its product is annotated as pectin lyase-like family. NCBI's taxonomy places the organism in Eukaryota, Parabasalia, Trichomonadida, Trichomonadidae. The transcript has a single exon. The record is from RefSeq and is a predicted model, not a curated record. The coding region runs from base 1 to 1203 and encodes 400 amino acids.
AUGGACAAAUCACGUUUUUCUUAUUUUGCAAAUUCUUUUCAAUUUAAAUCUUUAUCAACAAAAGUUUCGGAUACAUUAUUCUCAUAUUCUUUACAUUCAGCAAUCAAAAUCGAUGGAAAUCUAUUCAAUAAUGCAACAAGUUCUAACACACAACAGAUAUAUCAACAAUUUACUGCUUUUAACUGCUAUUUCCUCCAUUGCAAGAACAACAUAUCUGGAGGAGCCUUCACAUCGAACGGUCGUGAUGCAAUUGUUCACUUUGAAAGGUGUUUCUUUGAAAAAUGCGUUUCUGAGAAAGAAGCAGGCGCAAUUUACAUCAGAGACGGCUCAUUACAUCUUACAGACAGUACAUUUAAGGACUGUUUAGCUUAUGCUUCAGCCCAGGCAAUUUAUGUUUCAUCAUAUCCGAGAAAUUCAAUCAGAUUACAAAGAACAUCCAUAGACAGAUGUCCUGUUAUAGCACCCGACCUCCAGGGCUCCGUUGUACACUGUAUAAACGGCGAACAAACGAUGGUUGAAACAAAUGUUACUCAUUCGAAGAUUGUUAGCGGAUCCGGAAGUAUUAAGUCCGUAAAACCAUACAAUUUCGAUGGCAGAUACUGCUGCAUCUCAUUUAACCACGGAACUUCAACAAUGGCGAUUUUCCAUAAUUCUACGAUCGAAGGACCAGUUAUUCUCGACUAUUACAACAUCGUCAACAAUACUCUCGAAGGCGACGACUUAAUUCAAACAAAUUCGAUCAUUUACUUACGAAAUUCUGUAAUUGCAGAUAACAAAGUUGUUGUUGAAGUUAUUUCGUAUACACCUGCUCCAACGAAGAAGUUGAGCAAGUUAUCAAUGGUCAGUUCUAAAAAGAAGAAAGAAGAAAAGACUGCAGCACCAACUCCGACGAAAUCAAUAUUUAUUCGACUGGAACAUUGCGGUUUGGACACAAACCAUGCUGAAUUACUCAAAAAUACUGAUGUUUGCAGCGAUUGCAACAAAAUUGAAGGAAAAUAUACUUUGUAUCAGAUUCCAGCUGCAAAAACACCAGGAAUUAGAAAGGCAACAGCACUACCACCUCCAAAGGAGUAUUCGUCACAGAUAUUGGUGCUUUGUCCCUUCAUGAUGAUCCUUAUUAUCUUAAUUGGCUUAGUUAUGAGGACAACUAACUGCCAGUCAACUGAUGACUACGUCCAAGAUGAAUUUGUACAAUCUAAUUGA